Messenger RNA from Gekko japonicus, 2137 nucleotides. It is a transcript of the gene ZBTB39, whose product is annotated as zinc finger and BTB domain containing 39. Gene Ontology annotation, molecular function: protein binding. Gene Ontology annotation, biological process: regulation of cytokine production; negative regulation of transcription by RNA polymerase II; regulation of immune system process. Lineage: Eukaryota; Metazoa; Chordata; Lepidosauria; Squamata; Gekkonidae. The record is from RefSeq and is a predicted model, not a curated record. Bases 47 to 2137 code for a protein of 696 amino acids. The transcript has a single exon.
UGAACGUGACGUGCCUGCGAGAAGGAGCUUGUCAGCAGCUGGCAAGAUGGGCAUGAGGAUUAAACUGCACAGCACUGAUCACCCCAACAACCUGCUCAAGGAACUUAACAAAUGCAGGCUAUCAGAAACGAUGUGUGAUGUCACCAUUGUGGUGGGCAGCCGUUCCUUUCCUGCUCACAAAGCGGUGCUGGCAUGCGCAGCCGGCUAUUUCCAGAACCUCUUCCUCAGUUCAGGGCUGGAUGCUGCCCGCACCUAUGUGGUGGACUUCAUCACUCCAGCCAACUUUGAAAAGAUUCUAAGCUUUGUCUAUACCUCAGAGCUGUUCACAGACCUGAUCAAUGUGGGUGUCAUUUACGAGGUUGCUGAAAAAUUGGGCAUGGAGGAUUUGCUCAAGGCCUGCCAUGCUACCUUCCCAGACUUGGAAAAUUCAGCUGUCACCAAACAGCCCUCCAUCUCAGGUGAAAGUCGGCCGAGUGGUGCUUUGGCUGAGCCAAACCAUGAAAACCGGAACACUGGGGAGCACCUUGGACCAGAGCGGAAUUCUAACAUGCAUGGCGAAGCAGCGGGCGGCUACAAAGACGAUCCUGUGAAUGGAGCCAGUCAUAAUUUAAUGCAUCCGCAGACUCCCAAAACAGAAGAACAGGAAUCACCAGCACAGUUCACUGGUGCCAUAAGCAUGGUGACUCAGUCUGGUCUCAGCAGUGUCAGCAUGGCGGUACAAAACACUGUGAGCUCUUGCCAGCCCUAUAAGUUCCAGAGCAAUGGGGAUUACAGCAAAGGCAGUUUUUUUGCCUCUGAUGCCUCGCUGGAUAUAUCCACAGGCAGUAACUCCUGCCCUAGCAAUAGUGACCACUCCAAGGACCAGGGCUUUGGGCACAUGGAUGAGCUGCAGCUGGAAGACCUGGGGGAAGACGAGCUACCUUUUGACGAUCCUACUGAGGAGCUAGGGGCUGCAGAAGAAGUUAUCGAGCUGAGUGAUGACAGUGAGGAGGAGCUCUCUUUUGAAAACGACACCCGGGACAGUAAGGCCAUGCCCUGCCAGGUGUGCAAGAAGGUUUUAGAGCCGAACAUACAGCUGAUCCGCCAGCAUGCUAGGGACCACGUAGACCUCCUGACUGGCAACUGUAAAGUCUGUGAGACCCAUUUCCAGGACAGGAACUCGCGAGUCACUCACGUCCUGUCACACAUCGGGAUCUUCCUUUUUUCUUGUGACAUGUGUGAGACUAAGUUUUUCACUCAGUGGCAGCUUAACCUCCACCGCCGAGAGGGGGUGUUUGAGAACAACAUCAUUGUCCAUCCCAGUGACCCAUUGAUAGGGAAGGUCAACUUGUUUAGUGGGGACUUGGCUUGUGCUGCCUGUGGCAAGGCGUUGGCCAAAGAUUUUCACGUGGUCCGGGGCCACAUCCUGGACCACAUGAACCUGAAAGGCCAAGUGUGUGACUUGUGUGACCAGCGGCAUCUAAAUCUCUGCAGCCUGAUGUGGCACAUGCUUUCCCACCUGGGCAUCUCCGUUUUUUCUUGCUCUAUUUGUGCAAACAGUUUUGUGGACAGGCACCUCCUGGAGAAGCACAUGGCGGUACACCAAAGCAUGGAGGAAGCCCUGUUCCGGUGUCACUACUGUGGCCAGGCUUUUAAGCUGGAAGCUGCUUACCGCUACCAUGUAAGCCAGCACAAGUGCGGCAACAGCUUGGACCUCGUUCGGCCCAGUUUUGGGGACCGCCUCCACCAGCAAGCUCUGCAGAAGAGGAAGUUGCCAGAGGAGUUCCUAAGUGAGGACGUGGCUCUCCAGAGCCAGCCUGGAAACAGUAAAUACAGCUGCAAGGUAUGUGGGAAAAGGUUCGCCCACACGAGUGAAUUCAACUAUCACCGUCGGAUCCAUACAGGGGAGAAGCCCUAUCAGUGCAAAGUGUGCCACAAGUUCUUCCGGGGGCGUUCCACCAUCAAGUGCCACCUGAAGACACACUCUGGGGCCCUCAUGUACCGGUGCACGGUCUGUGGCCACUACAGUUCUACCCUUAACCUUAUGAGCAAACACAUAGGUGUGCACAAAGGCAGCCUCCCCCCGGACUUCACCAUCGAACAAACUUUCAUGUAUAUCAUCCAUUCCAAAGAUACGGAGAAAAACACAGACAGCUGA